Molecule: messenger RNA, 1448 nt
Organism: Pteropus alecto (black flying fox)
Lineage: Eukaryota; Metazoa; Chordata; Mammalia; Chiroptera; Pteropodidae
Gene: CTSW
Product: cathepsin W
Exons: 9
Cellular component (GO): lysosome
Molecular function (GO): cysteine-type endopeptidase activity
Source: RefSeq, a predicted model, not a curated record
UUGUGGUUUCUCCAGCUCCACCCUCUCAGCCCCCCUAGCUUGGUCUACAUAGCUUCCUGCCCCCAGCACUCUGGUUGGCAGCACCAUGACACCAACGGUCCAUCUCUCCUGCUUCUUGGCCCUCCUGGUGGCAAGCCUGGCCCAAGGCAUCAAGGGCUCCCUCAGGAGCCAGGACCCAGGUCCCCGGCCACUGGAGCUGAAAGAGGUCUUCGCUUUAUUCCAGACCCAGUACAACCGGAGUUACUUGAACCCAGCAGAGCAUGCUCGCCGCCUGAACAUCUUUGCGCACAACCUGGCCCGGGCCCAGCAGCAGCAGGAAGAGGACUUGGGCACAGCCAAGUUCGGGGUGACCCCAUUCAGUGACCUGACAGAGGAGUAGUUUGGCCAGCUCUAUGGGCAUCCAGUGGCAGCUGGAAGGGCCCCCAACAUGGACAGAAAGGUAGGGUCUGACGAGUGGAGUGAGUCAGUGCCCCCCACCUGUGACUGGCGGAAGAAGUCUGGUGUCAUCUCCUCUGUCAAGGACCAGAAGAACUGCAAGUGCUGCUGGGCCAUGGCGGCAGCAGGCAACAUCGAGGCCCUGUGGGGCAUUAAACACCACCAGCCUGUGGAAGUCUCCGUGCAGGAGCUAGUCGACUGUACCCGCUGUGGGAAUGGCUGUGAGGGCGGCUUCAUCUGGGACGCCUUCAUAACUGUUCUCAACAACAGCGGCCUGGCCAGUGAAAAGGACUACCCAUACCAGGGGAAAGUCAGAACCCACAAGUGCCAGGCCAAGAAGCAUAAAAACGUGGCCUGGAUCCAGGAUUUCAUCAUGCUGCCGGACUGUGAGAUGAAAAUUGCCAGGUACCUGGCCACUGAGGGCCCCAUCACUGUGACCAUCAACAUGAAGCUACUACAGCAAUACCAGACCGGUGUGAUCAAGGCCACAUCCAACACCUGUGACCCCCACCUUGUGGACCAUUCUGUCCUGCUGGUGGGUUUUGGUAAGAGCAAGUCAGUGGAGGGGAGGCGGGCAGAGGCCGUCUCAUCCAAAUCUCGUCACUCCAUCCCAUACUGGAUCCUGAAGAACUCCUGGGGGGCCAGCUGGGGUGAGAAGGUGAGUGUGAUCUAUUGCAGGGGGACAGGGCAGGAUGGGCCUCUCCCCAUAUUCUGGUCCUAAUGUCUCCUAACUCUCUAGGGCUAUUUCCGUCUGCACCGAGGGAGCAACACCUGCGGCAUCACCAAGUACCCACUUACUGCCCGAGUGACCCAUCCAGUUAAGAGGAAGCAGCAGCUAGUCUCCUGCCCUCCCUGAGCCUACCCCUCAGUGCCUUCCUGCUAUGCCAGUUGCCUCUUUGCUGGCCUCACCCCAAAGUCUUCACCUGUCCUCCCGUCUUGAUAUAGGUUGAAUAAACCAAGAUAAGACCCUAUCUUCCGAGUGAAUGCAGCUGGGUGGGGAAAUGGACGGGGGA